AAGCGUGCAUCAGCUCCGUGCAGAGCAGUGCCAGGCAGGCAGGCACACGGGGAACGUGUUGCGUUGUUUUUUACAGAUGCACAAACCCCCGCAGCAAUAGCCAAAGAGGCAGAGGGGAAGCCGCCGCGGGGAACAAGAAGUGUUGCUGCUCUUCCCGUGCAUCGGUCCAGAAGUAUGGGGGUUGACUUCUGGGACCAGAAUCGACGCGGCGGCAGUCAUCAUAGCUACGCUCCGAUCGAUGAAGGCGAGUCCGCUGCGUGUAGCUGCAGCAGCGGCAGCACCAACACCACUGGAGGGGGGCUCAACACAAGCAGGAGACGAGGGCUUAUGGGCGGGUUGCUGAGGUGCGUAGUGGCGCUCUCUAUUGUCGCGCUCUGGGUGGGGGCAAAGAGCUACCUCGAGCCGCCUCGAGGAGACAUCGGCGCGGCGGCGUCGCUGUUGCAGGAGCUCGGGGAGCGUAGGUCAGCGGGAAUAACCGACGGCGAUGUGCCCGCCGAAGACAGCGACGGCCUGAUGCAGGUGCUCGUGACGAACAAGUACCAGAGGAGUAUGGCGCUGAUGUACCCGUGGGAGCACGUGGCCGAGCCGGCGAGGCAGACGCGCAUGGAGAUACUCGCCUGGCCGGGCAAGGACGAGGGGAUCGGGCUCGAGUACAUAUGGUCUGUGAAUGAUGAGGAUAUCGGAACCGGCGCUGUGACCAACAUGGUGUUCAAGAAACCAGGGGCAUACCAGGCAAGUUACCGGUGCUCCGUGAGGGCGUAUAUCCAGAGGGACGACGGGGAGGACGAGCGAGAAGAAGAGGCAACGCCCGGCCGUGAUCGUCGCCCCCUAGCGGCGGCGGCGGCGGCGGCGGCGGAGGAGGAGGAGGAGGAGGAGGAGGAGGAGGAAGGGGCGGUGUCGGCAAAGAGCGGUCCCUCGCGGUCAGGGUCGUCGCGACGGUCGUCGGCGGGUAGCCGAGCCACGAGGAUGGUUCGCGGCGGCACAGCAAGCACGAGCGGCCUCGUCGUGGACCCCGAGAACACGCUCGACUUCGUGGUCGUGGUGAAGUACGUCCGUCGAGAGAUCCGGACGCUGACGGACCGCGACCGGGAGACGUUCUUCAACGCGGUGUCCAUCAUGCAGCGCGUGCCCAGCGCGGUGGGCCAGCAGGUGUACGGGAGCAAGUACUACAGCAAGGACUUCUUCAAUCGGAUCCACCUCUACUACGGCGGGCGCGCAGACUGCGACCACUGGCACGCCGGGGCCGGGUUCGUAACCUCCCACAUCGCCGUGUCCCUCAUGUACGAGCAGUCGCUACAGGCGAUCAACCCCGCCAUCGCGCUCCCCUACUGGGACUUCACCAUUGAAGGCACGUUCUUCGACUGGAGCAAUUUCAGGUCGAGCUCCAUCUUUUCGGACGACUGGUUCGGUGCCGCCGCCCCUAAGAACAACCUGCGAACACCCGCCCGGGGACGGUUUGGGUACAUCCCCAACAUGAUCGAUGCCACCGAGUUCUCGACUGUGCGCAACUCCUACGGCAUGCUUCAAGCCCCCUGGAACAACGACCCGACUCCGUUCCUCACGAGAAACGACCACAUGAUGGGCUUCGUGAACCACCGGAAGCCCUCCGGGUGCCGGAAAUACCGGGACGCCAUCAUGCAGACUAGUUGGAUGGCUCUGACGGAGUCUUUCAACGACGGGGCACACGGAGAGAUCCAUGAGUUACUCGGGGGUGCAUGGUCGUUGGAGGCCACGGCCUACGCCGAGAGGACGAGCGACGUCGUGCAGCCUUUCGUGCACGUGGCGGUGCCACUGCUGAAGAUGCUGUGGCGCACGGGGUACAUCCAGUGCCCGGAAGAGUGCGCUUUCGGCGUUACCCCUUGGGAGGACUGCGCAUGCACCUGCCCCGAGGAAAACUUCAACGGCAUGAGCUCGUGGGAGGUCUUGCAAGACGCAGGAGUGCUGGCCGACGGGUUCUUCUACGACAAGAACGGCGUUCUCAUCAAAGACCUUGUAGACAACGACGGUAACGCCUUCGAUAUUCUUCCGGGAUACACCAAGGAAGAGACGGUGCAAAUCUACGACGAGAUGCUGCGGGCCCUGUGCAUCCCUAUGCGCGUCGGCACUCACUACGGCGCGACCAGCACCAACGACCCGACGUUCUGGUUGAUUCACCCGACUUUUGACAGACUUUGGCACUUGCGAAGGCUCCAGGUCAAGGCGGAAAACGACACGGCCUUCGACGAGACGUGGAUCCCGGACCACUUCUGCUACGGCCACAACCCCGACGACAUCCAGCCGUUCCGGAACCUGUUCCUUCAUGACAAUGUGGUUCAAGUUGAACAACACGGGGACAAGCAGAUUGAGAUCCCGAAGGUCUACUACACCAACUCGCAGCUGUAUGCCAUGCUCAAGCCGGACGAGAUGGACGGCCCUUACGUGUACGAAAACUUCGAGUGGAGACACUGCGAUGCGCAAGGCGUGCACAUCCACGGCUUCUGAACGGACAUAUGCUGGCGGCAUCGCCAGCAUGUUUGCGUCGCUACACGAGUCCGUCAGCACUAUCUAGGCUGUCGAAGUUUUCACGGGAAGCUGGCACAGCGUUUGUUUCGCUAUUUUUGCAUUUUUGUCUCUAUCGCCAGGCGAAGUAUGAUGUACCUUCAUUGCCAGCAUGGACAAGGAAUGCCAAGAGUGGUGAUUGUCAUGAUUUUGACUUGCAAACCGGGAGGGCAGAAUAAGAUUUCGCGCUCUGGGGGCCUUUGGUGGUAAAUUUUGAUACUUCUAUUUUCCAUGUUGGGGGGGGGCAUCUGGAUUCACAGGUACAUUCCGCCGGAUAUCAUCGCCUCCACCGUGCGGGCCGAAUCAGCCGCUUCGUACGGGCCUCUGGCCUUCUUUUGUUCGGUCAGGGGACGGUCUUCCCGUCGAACUCCAGAUACUGGCCCUCAGUCACCCUUGGUCGCAGUGCUGUCAUCGACCUCUUUGGGGGCUUGCCUUGUAUGGAGACCCGCACGAUGCGUGGAAGAUAUCCGUUCAUGUUUUUCCUCUUCGUUGUCACCAAGUUUGUAUUGAGAUUGGUUGACAUGCUUGGAGGCGGUGCCGGGGUCUGCGAUCCCGGCCUGCCCACGCAGCCAAGCCCUUAUGUCUUGUUGUUGGUUGGACUGGCAUGCUUGGAGCAGAGUUUUGCUGAGAAAUGCGCGUCCGUUGUAUGGCGAUGUCGAUGGGGAAGGGUUUCGACCGCAUGGUUCAUUUCAAUGCAAGUGCCCAGCGGAAAAAUAUUCGGCCCAUAAUUUGCGAAUGGUCGGAUGCCUGCGGGAUUGCCAUAUACCAGAUCACUAGCUGUGUUGCUUUCGGACAGCAGUGGCGCCGCAACAUCGCGUUUUGUGCAUGGGUGGUACAAUGCGUUUCGCUGCUUUGCAGCAGUUCAGUGCGUUGGACUGACCGUGUACACCGGUAUGCAUCGGGUGUUGUCCGAACAGUGUGCUUGUCUCGACUUGUCUCUGACUGCGGGCGUAAUAAGGAUUUAAGAUUUGACGUGUUUUUAUGGUGUCGAGUGGUUUUUCUUUUCUGGCGGUUGGCGUAGUUUGCUUGGAGAGUGCUCGGUUCUAUGUGGUCCAUGAACGUGAGGGGAUUGAGAUGGCCUGCUCAGCGGGCUAAAUUUGAUGGGAACAUUUGUUCAUUGUUGGUAGAAUGUCGGAGUAAACUUGAUUUAUUUGUGCAUGCCGACAGGUAUUCGUGUUUGUUAUGUGCAGUAGGCAGAGUUGUUUUUCAUCAGGUCUGUCUCAUCUUGUGUCUGUUGGGUGCGGUUUUUCAGUGCGGUUCGAUCCUUUUCUCUUCUUUUGUACUCUUUGCUUCCCUUCUUUGUCUCGGCCUGUCGUGUGGUGAAGUUAUCCACUGGAGUGCGUUGUUUUCGGUUACACUGCAGCUGCAUGCAAAUAUUUUUUUCGUGCGUCGUGCGUCGUGCGUCGGAUGCGUAGGUUAGCCCGUUCUUUUCUUGGUGCGCGCAUGCUUCUCCGACGUUCAACUAACUUACUCCCGUUGUAUGAGAAGGAGGUACACAAGCAAGCUUCAACGUGAUUAAACAAGCAAGCAUCAGGCACCAUCCAGGUGAAUAUCCUCAACUACCUGUUGAACAAACUCGGGAAACAUGGAGGAAAAGUGUGCAGUGGAAAACGAUCAAU
This is a messenger RNA of Ectocarpus sp. CCAP 1310/34, 4157 nucleotides long. Lineage: Eukaryota; Phaeophyceae; Ectocarpales; Ectocarpaceae. The record is from the annotation of a GenBank genome assembly.